This is a messenger RNA of Candidula unifasciata, 765 nucleotides long. NCBI's taxonomy places the organism in Eukaryota, Metazoa, Mollusca, Gastropoda, Stylommatophora, Geomitridae. The record is from the annotation of a GenBank genome assembly.
AUGGGGCAAAUUGUUGGAUGUGUGAAAUAUGUAUUGUUCAUUUUCAACUUCUGUCUGUGGUUGCUCGGUUGUGCCCUCCUCUCUGUGGGGAUCUGGAUGAAAGUGGAUGGAGAUGCUGAUCACUUUGUUCAGCGGAUGUCAGAUCUGGACACCGACAAGGAAUAUCAGAUAAACUACAGCGCCACGGGAAACAAAGACUUGUCAGUAACCCUGUCAUACCUUCUUAUUGUGUUUGGAAUCAUCCUGAUCGCAAUCACCUUCAUUGGUUGCUGCGGAGCUGUGAGGGAGAAUAUGUGCCUGCUGGGAGCUUUUGCCGUAUGCCUGUUUGCCCUGAUGGUGGCUCUGCUCUGCAUUGGUACCUGGGCCUUUAUUAGAAAGGAUAAUUUGAACACCCACACGGAUGAACUCAGAAAUCAGACAGAUGCCAAUCUGAACAAGGGGAUCAGUUUCUAUUAUAGAAACGAUAUUUCCAAGCAGUUCGUUGACAGUGUCCAGAAAAGGUUCCGUUGUUGUGGUUCUGACGAGGCUAGGAGAGACUACAAGGGUCGUGUGCCUGAAACAUGUGAACCAAAUACUUACUCAAGGGGUUGCAACUACUACUACUUUUGGUACAUUGCAAAUGAGGUCAAAGAAUUUCUCAAGAAGCGCUACACAGUCAUCGGUGCCCUUUCUAUUGGUGUAGCCUUGUGUAUGGUUUUGGGUAUUGCCUGCAGUAUUCUUCUGUGCAUCCUCAUUAGACGAGACACAAGACUGGUGGUAACCUGA